AUGGAACUUGAUCCAUUUUUUAUGUCCAACAACAACAUGAUGAAACAAGAAAAUGAUGAUUUUUGCAUAGACUCUAAAGAUUAUCUUCAAGAUUUUGAACACCUUGAUCAUAAUUUUUCUAAUACUUUCAACAAUUUUUCUGAAAAUUUUAUGAUUGAUGAUAACACCAAUGGUACUUAUCAUGACCCCUUUGAUCCAUUUUCUAAUAUUGAGGAUAAUUUUUCUUCAUUAGGGGAUUUCAACUUUAUUAAUUAUGAGGGUAAUCCUUUUGAUCAAGAAAAUGGAGAGAGUAGUGGUAGCAAAGUAGUCAUGAAGAAUAAUUUUCAUGUUGUUGAUGGUGUAAAUGUGCCUGAUGAUCAAAGUUCAUGUGUCACUGGUGAUAUUCAUCAUAACAACUUAUCUUCAUCUAUGAAGAAAAAGCUAGGUGGCGGUAGAGGUAGGCCGAAGAAGUCUAAAUCGUCCAAAGGACAAUGGACAAUUGAAGAAGACAUGCUUUUGAUCCAUUUGGUAGAGAAAUUUGGAAUGAGAAAAUGGUCUCAAAUUGCUCAAAUGCUCAAAGGAAGAAUAGGCAAGCAAUGUAGGGAGAGGUGGCACAACCAUCUCAGACCUGAUAUAAAAAAAGAUUUUUGGACGGAGGAGGAAGAUAGGAUCCUAAUCCAAGCUCAUGGUGAAGUUGGAAAUAAAUGGGCAGAAAUUGCAAAGAGACUUCCAGGAAGAACUGAGAAUUCAAUUAAAAAUCAUUGGAAUGCAACAAAACGAAGGCAAUUUUCAAAAAGAAAAUGUCGUACUAAAUGGCCAAGACCUAGUUCCCUCCUUCAAAAUUACAUCAAAAGUUUGAAUUUAGAAAAAGGAAGCACCAAAAAGAGCAAUGACACAAAUCCCAAUGGUCGCGUUGAUUUGAUCAGGCGUGUAGAUUAUCCAGGAGGCUCAGGCUACACGCGCUCAAUCCCUGAAAAGAAAAAUGAAAAUUUGGUCAACAGGCCUAAUAAGCGUCACGCUAAGGUAUCACCUAAGCCAGAAGCUAUUGAAUUUUGUCAAGGCAAUAAUAAUAAUGAUAAUAUUGGUGAUUUUGAUUUGAGUGAAGUCCCAGAAUUUACAUUGGAUGAUAAUUUUUUCAUGGAAGAAAUUAAUAUUCCUCAUGUUGGUUCUUCAUCUAUUAUGGUUAAUGAGAAUAAUUAUGAGAAAUGCAUGGGAAUGGAGAUUAUGCCUUAUUAUGAAGUGCCAACAUUGAUGCAAGGUGAAGUCAACAAGGAGAUUGAUUUGAUGGAGAUGAUUUCUAGAGUUAAUUAA
This is a messenger RNA of Solanum pennellii, 1290 nucleotides long. RefSeq names its product transcription factor MYB98-like. Gene Ontology annotation, biological process: regulation of DNA-templated transcription. Gene Ontology annotation, molecular function: DNA-binding transcription factor activity, RNA polymerase II-specific; RNA polymerase II cis-regulatory region sequence-specific DNA binding. The transcript is spliced from 3 exons. The record is from RefSeq and is a predicted model, not a curated record. Lineage: Eukaryota; Viridiplantae; Streptophyta; Magnoliopsida; Solanales; Solanaceae. Bases 1 to 1290 code for a protein of 429 amino acids. Gene Ontology annotation, cellular component: nucleus.